Daucus carota subsp. sativus is the source of this 2344-nucleotide messenger RNA. Its product is annotated as cysteine-rich receptor-like protein kinase 10. The transcript is spliced from 7 exons. Gene Ontology annotation, cellular component: plasma membrane. Lineage: Eukaryota; Viridiplantae; Streptophyta; Magnoliopsida; Apiales; Apiaceae. The record is from RefSeq and is a predicted model, not a curated record. The coding region runs from base 175 to 2133 and encodes 652 amino acids. Gene Ontology annotation, biological process: protein phosphorylation. Gene Ontology annotation, molecular function: ATP binding; protein serine/threonine kinase activity.
UCUGCUUGAUUGUCAAGUUGAGGACCAGUAAGGAAUUUUCUUGGAAAAAUCUCCCCUCCAAAGUCCCACCAAACCUUGCAGAAUUGUGAUGCUCACAAUUUAUUUAUGGCCUCUCUAUCCUCAACUCAAACUUCUUUCAAUCUUUUGGUACUCAACACUUGGUACAAUUAAGCUAUGGAACCUCUUGGGAAGGUCAGAAAUAUUCCACUUCUAGCAUUUUUUCUAUUUUUACACAUGAUCUUAAGUCCCAGCUUAGCUGAACCGAACCAAAUAUUUUGUUCGGAAAGCGAAAAAUAUACCCCCAAUAGCUCGUACGAAAAGUCUCUCAACAAUCUUCUUGAUCUUAUUACCCUCUACACUCCUAAAGACGGAUAUUAUAACUCUACAUUUGGAAGCGGUGGUGAUCAAGUGUACGGUCAAGCCUUGUGCCGAGGAGAUGUUACGCGAGAAGUCUGUCAAGACUGUGUUGCGAAUGCAAGCAGAGCGAUCAUUAAGAAAUGCGGAGGUGAUAAAGAAGCCAUCUUAUGGUACGAAAAAUGCCAGGUUCAGUAUUCAUAUAGCCCGGGCUUUGCUUCUACUUAUGCAGCGAAGUUUCCAGAUUCAAAUGAACACGAGGAAAGGGUCGUGGACCAUCGUGAUCAGUAUAAAAAAGAGGUGAUGCGUUUGAUGGAUAGCCUUGCAAAAGAGACGUCUGGUUCUAAAUCUAUGUUUCGGACAAAGAAAACUAAAUCCGAGAGUACGACCAUAUAUGGACUUGUACAAUGUUUAAGAGACAUCACGAAAAUUUCAUGCGACGAUUGUUUAGAGAGAGCUUUGGGAGAGCUGUAUGACAACUGUGGUUAUAGUCAAGGUGGGACUGUUUUUAGCAGGAGUUGUAAUGUGAGGUUUAGCGUCAAUAAGUUUUACAGAGAAACAACAGAUGGAUCAGUUAAGAAGACGCGGAAGGCUGUUGCAAUUGCUUGUGGAUCGACUUUGGCAAUUGUAGUACUAAUCGGUUGUUAUUUUUUCUGUCGCUCUAAAGGGAUGGAAAAAAUUAUAGAUGAUAAUAGCAGCCAGAAUGUAUUCUUGCAUAGCACGGGUGCUUCCGCCAGAUUUGUGAUAACAGACGAAAGCAAUAUUGUCAGUGGUCCGGACCUGACCUUUUUAAAGUUUGCUAUUGUUAAGGCAGCUACUGAGGGGUUUUCAGACUGUCAUAAGCUCGGGCAAGGUGGUUUCGGUACUGUUUACAAGGGUGUAUUACCAAAUGGGAUGGACAUUGCAGUUAAGAGGUUAUCGAGGAAGUCCUGGCAAGGAAUAGAGGAGUUCAAGAAUGAGAUAAUAUUAAUAGCCAAACUUCAACACAGGAAUCUAGUGAGACUCCUAAGUUGUAGCAUAGAGGGGGACGAGAAGCUGUUGAUUUAUGAAUACAUGUCCAACAAAAGCCUGGACAGAUUUAUCUUUGAUGCAGAUAAACGUUCUCAACUUGGAUGGAACAAACGCCUUGAGAUAAUACAAGGCAUUGCCAGGGGAAUACUUUAUCUUCAUGAGGAUUCCCGGCUCAAAAUCAUUCACAGGGAUAUAAAGCCUAGCAAUGUCUUGUUGGACCAUGACAUGGUUGCUAAAAUAUCAGAUUUCGGGAUGGCAAAGAUUUUUGGUGAAGAUGAAAUCACUGGAAACACCAAAAGGAUUGUUGGAACAUACGGAUACAUGGCUCCAGAGUAUGCAAUGGGAGGACAGUUCUCGGUUAAGUCUGACGUUUUCAGUUUUGGGGUAAUUUUGCUUGAGAUCAUUAGUGGGAAACGAAACAGUGGCUUUUACCGAACUGAACAUGCUCAAACACUCACUGCAUACGCAUGGCAGCUGUGGAACGAAGGAAGAGAGUUGGACAUUGCAGACGCAUUACUGACAGAAACAUGUCCUGCGUCAGAAGUUGCGAGGUACAUUCAUAUUGGACUUCUGUGUGUCCAGGAAGAUCCGGAAGACAGACCUACAAUGUCAUCUGUCGUCGUUCUGUUCAGCAGUGAAGCGAUAGUACUUCCUCAACCAGGACAACCUGCAUUUUCUGUGAGUAGAAAGGCUUCCGAAACUGCCCAAUCUUCAAUUACUGAUAUUUCUUCAAAACACCUCACUGAUUCUGUUUUAGCUCCGCGUUGAGGACUUUCCUUUUCACAUUUUGAUCAUGAUAUUCAGUGUUAUACUCAUUGUAUAAAUUACUAUAAAUCCAAUUCAGUUACUAACUCUAAUUAUUUUCCCAUGACUGUGUAAAUAAUGUAUGUUCCUCUGUUAUUAGUAUAUAUGCAAUUUGUGAACAUUUGUGAUAAGGCUCGGCAAUUUGUGAUAAAAUAAGAGAUUUGAUUCUAUUUUA